CGAAGGAGUGUGAUGGGAUGAGAGCGAUAACCCGUCGCACAAAUCAACGCCGUCAGACAGGAUGGAGAAGCAAGCUACUCGGAAAGAAAAGUUUUCCAUCUUCGGUUCUCGGACAGCGGGCAUACCAAUGAGAUGUGUUUCUGGAGUACAGGAGGCCAGGUAUGGUCUCAGCAAAGCAGAGUUCAUGGAGAAAGUGCAGCAGAGCAAUGACGCUUGUCAGCGUGGUGACUUUCAGGCAGCUGUUCAUUUGUACACUAAUGCCUUGCAAGCUGACCCACAGAACUGCAUCCUCUAUAGUAACCGGUCAGCAGCGCGGCUCAAACUGGGACAACACCAGGCGGCACUGGAGGAUGCUGAAAAAGCUUGUGAGCUCAAUCCCAAGUGGCCCAAGGCAUACUUCCGACAGGGUGUUGCCCUUCAGUACCUUGGUCGCCAUGCCGACGCACUGGCCGCCUUCGCCUCCGGGCUGGCCCAAGACCCCAAGAGCCUCCAGCUACUGGUGGGAAUGGUGGAAGCCGCCAUGAAGUCGCCGCUACGAGAGUCUCUCGAGCCCACCUAUCAGCAGCUGCAAAAGAUGAAGCUGGACAAAAGUCCCUUUGUGGUGGUGUCUGUGAUUGGCCAGGAGCUGCUGACCGCAAGUCACCACACAGCCUCUGUUGUGGUGCUGGAAGCCGCUUUGAAGAUCGGCACAUGCAGCCUCAAGCUACGUGGCUCGGUCUUUUCGGCCCUCAGCAGCGCCCACUGGUCCCUGGGCAACACAGAGAAGAGCACUGGCUACAUGCAACAGGACUUGGAGGUGGCCAAGACCCUAGGUGACCAAACAGGGGAAUGCCGUGCUCAUGGGAAUCUGGGCUCGGCAUUCUUCUCCAAGGGAAACUAUCGAGAAGCGCUGACCAACCAUCGCAACCAGCUAGUUUUGGCAAUGAAGCUAAAGGACAGAGAGGCUGCUUCAAUGGCGCUGAGCAGCUUGGGCCAUGUAUAUACAGCCAUUGGCGACUAUCCGAACGCCCUGGCCAGCCACAAACAGUGUGUCCUACUGGCCAAGCAGUCCAAGGAUCAGCUGUCUGAGGCUCGCGAGCUGGGAAACAUGGGGGCCGUCUACAUUGCCAUGGGAGACUUUGACAAUGCUGUCCAAAGCCACGAGCAGCAUCUGGGCAUUGCCAAGGCCCUGGAAAAUAAACGAGAGGAAGCUCGUGCUUAUAGUAACCUAGGCAGUGCCUACCACUACCACCGUAACUUUGACAAGGCCAUGUCCUACCAUACUCACGUUCUGGAGCUCUCCCAGGAGCUGGAAGAAAAGUCCAUUGAGAUGAGAGCCUACGCAGGACUGGGUCAUGCUGCUCGCUGCAUGCAGGACUUGGAGAGAGCCAAGCAGUACCAUGAACAGCAGCUGUCUAUAGCUGAGGGUUUGAAGGACAGGGCCGCAGAGGGAAGGGCCUCCUCCAAUCUGGGCAUAAUCCACCAGAUGAAAGGGGAUUAUGAGACUGCACUGAAACUCCACAAAACACACCUGGCCAUUGUUCAAGAGCUGAAUGACUAUGCUGCUCAGGGCCGGGCCUAUGGUAACAUGGGUAAUGCCUACAACGCCCUGGGAGCCUUCGAUCAGGCUGUUCGCUAUCACCGCCAGGAGCUGCAGAUAUCCAUGGAAGUCAAUGACCGGGCCUCGCAGGCCUCCACCCAUGGAAAUCUGGCUGUGGCUUACCAAGCCCUGGGAGCCCAUGACCGUGCUCUGCAACAUUACCAGAACCACCUCAACAUCGCUCGUGAACUCCGAGAUGUCCAGAGCGAGGCGCGGGCUCUGGGCAACCUCGGCAACUUCCACUGCUCUCGAGGAGAGUUCCCUCAGGCCGUGCCCUACUAUGAGCAGUACCUCCGCUUGUCCCCGGACCUCCAAGACAUGGAAACCGAAGGAAAAGUUUGUCACAAUCUGGGUUAUGCCCACUACUGUCUGGGCAACUACCAGGAUGCCGUCAAGUACUAUGAGCAGGACCUAGCUCUGGCCAAGGACCUUCAUGAUAAACUGAGUCAGGCCAAGGCCUACUGUAACCUUGGGUUGGCAUUCAAGGCCCUGGGAGACUUCACUAAGGCAGAGGAGUGUCAGAAAUACCUGCUGUCACUGGCCCAAUCCCUGAACAAUGCCCAGGCUCGCUUCAGAGCACUGGGGAACCUCGGGGACAUAUUUGUCUGUAAAAAAGAUGUGGCUGGAGCCAUUCAGUUUUACGAGCAGCAGCUGGCCUUAGCUCACCAGGUUAAGGAGCGUAGGAUGGAGGCCUGUGCCUAUGCUGCCCUUGGGGCCACCUACAGACUUGUGCAGAAAUAUGACAAAGCACUGGGCUACCACACCCAGGAGCUGGAGGUGUAUCAAGAGCUGGGCGACGUGUCAGGAGAGUGCAAAGCCCAUGGUCACCUGGCAGCUGUCUACAUGGCCCUGGGAAAGUACGCUAUGGCCUUUAAGAGCUACGAAGAGCAAUUAGAGCUUGGGCGGAGGCUGAAGGAUCCUGUCGUGGAGGCUCAGGUGUACGGAAAUAUGGGCAUCACUAAAAUGAAUGUAGGCGUGAUGGAGGAAGCCAUUGGCUACCUGGAGCAGCAGCUGGCCACUUUGCAGCAGCUGAGUGGCAACGAGGCAUUGAUGGACAGGGGCAGGGCCUAUGGAAACCUGGGAGACUGUUAUGAGGCUCUGGGAGACUUUGAGGAAGCCAUCAAGUACUAUGACCAGUAUCUGUCAGUGGCCCAGAGCCUCAACCGCAUGCAGGACCAGGAGAAGGCCUACAGAGGCUUAGGCAACGGACACAGGGCCAUGGGAAACCUACAGCAGUCACUGGUGUGUUUUGAGAAGCGGCUAGUAGUGGCUCAUGAGCUGGGGGACUGUGGAGGCAAGGCUCAGGCCUAUGGUGAACUGGGCGCACUACACAGCCAGCUGGGAAAUUAUGAGCAGGCUAUCUCCUGUCUGGAGCGUCAGCUGGUAAUUGCCCGUGACACCCAGGACAGACUUCUGGAGGGGGAUGCCAGCUGCGGUUUGGGCGUUGUAUAUCAAUCUAUGGGAGAGUAUGAGACAGCCCUGCGAUGCCACCAAAGUGACCUGGAGAUUGCAGAGGAAGCAGGAAGCGCCGCGCGCCAGGCGCGCGCCUAUGGGAACUUGGGUCUUACCUAUGAGUCGCUUGGAAACUACGAGCGGGCAGUCGUGUUCCAGGAACAGCACCUAAGUGUUGCGGCUCAGACUAAUGACUUGGCUGCCAAGACACUGGCCUAUGGCAGCCUGGGGAGAACACACCACGCACUGCAAAACUACUCACAGGCUGUCAUGUACCUGCAAGAAGGCCUGCGGCUUGCAGAGCAGCUGGCUCGGCGUGAGGACGAGGCAAAGAUCCGGCAUCGUCUUGGGCUCUCUCUGUGGGCCAGUGGGAAUCUGGAGGAGGCUCAACAUCAGCUCUACCGGGCUUCUGCACUGUUUGAGACCAUCCGCCAUGAAGCCCAGCACAGCACAGACUAUAAACUCUCCUUGUUUGAUCUGCAAACCUCCUGCUACCAGGCACUCCAAAGGGUCCUUGUCAGCCUAGGCCACCAUGAUGAAGCUCUGGCAGUGGCAGAGCGGGGUCGUACGCGAGCCUUUGCUGACCUCUUGGUAGAGCGGCAGACAGGCCAGCAGGACUCAGAUCCCUACACCCCAGUAACAGUGGAGCACAUCUUGGACACGGUCAACAGCCAGAGAGCCUUGGUGCUUUAUUUCUCCAUGGCUGCUGGCUACCUGUACAGCUGGCUGCUGGCUCCAGGAGCAGGCAUCCUGAAGUUUCAUGAGGUGUACCUAGGCGAGGGCAUGUCAGAAGGAGGUUCAGAUUUCCAGGAGGGAAGCGUCAGUGGGGUGGUCAGCGGCUCUUCAUUGGAGCAGCACAUUGCCAGUGCCCGUGAGGCUCUGGGAGUAGAGUCUUAUUACAGCAGAGGAUGUUCGAGCAGCGAGACAGAGAGUGAGGCAGGAGAUUUGUUGGACCAACAAUUUGAGGAGCUCAACAACAAGCUUAACUCCGUCACUGAUCCAACCGGCUUCCUUCGCAUGGUGUCCAGAAACAACCUGUUCAACAGGAGUUGCCAGAGUAUGACAAGCCUGUUUAGUAACACCAUGUCACCUGCCAAAGAUGGUAACUCUUCCCUGCCUCGCCGCUCCAGCAACCUCGGAAAGCCUCCACUUCGGGCACUUUAUGAUUUGCUCAUUGCACCUAUGGAGGGGGGCUUGAUGCACUCGAGUGGGCCAGUUGGCAGACACAGACAACUGGUGAUGGUGCUGGAGGGAGAACUGUACCUCAUUCCCUUCGCCUUGCUAAAAGGAAGCUCUUCUAAUGAAUACCUGUAUGAGCGCUUCAGCCUCAUUGCUGUUCCCUCCAUCCAUGGCCUUGGAUCCAGUGCAAAGGCUCACCCCCGGCGCUCCGGACCAGCUCCAUGUGGCGGUGUCUCAAUGGCAGCAGUGGUGGGGAACCCUAGACUGCCCUCGCCUGUGAUGGACCGCUGGCUGUGGGGACCCAUGCCCUCUGCAGAGGAGGAGGCUCUAAUGGUGGCUGAGUUGCUGGGCUGUCAACCACUGGCCGGCUCUGCUGCCACCAAGGAAAGGGUGAUGAGUGCCCUUACACAGGCCGAGUGUGCCCACUUUGCCACCCACAUUUCCUGGAAAUUGGCAGCUCUGGUGCUCACCCCAAACCCUGAAAGCACGAAGGGCUCCAUUGGAAGUGGCUACACCAUCCCAGAGUCUCUCCACAUGCAGGAUGACAGCAGUGACGUGGAGAGCAUCUGUGACAGUCCGCCCUUGCAGGAGUUCUUGCUCACAGCUGCAGAUAUAUUGGACCUGAGGUUGCCUAUCAAGCUGGUGGUGCUAGGGUCGUACCAGGAGUCCAGCAGCAAAGUGACAGCAGAUGGUGUUGUGGGAUUGACCAGGGCCUUCCUGGCUGCUGGUGCUCAGUGUGCUCUUGUGUCCUUGUGGCCUGUCCCUGUCGCAGCCUCCAAAGUUUUUAUCCAUGCCUUCUACACUGCACUGCUCAACGGAACCAAGGCUAGCGCAGCACUGGCAGAUGCGAUGAAGACUGUCCAGAGCAGCAAGCAGUACUCGCACCCCUCCAACUGGGCAGGAUACAUGCUGAUUGGCAAUGAUGUGAAGCUUAACAGCCCAUCUUCCCUCAUUGGCCAAGCUUUGGCAGAGAUUCUACAGUAUCCUGAUCGAGCGCGUGAUGCUCUUAGAGUUUUACUCCACCUGGUGGAGAAGUCUCUUCAGAGGAUACAGAACGGCCAGCGUAACUCCAUGUAUACAUCCCAGCAAAGUGUGGAGAACAAGGUGGGGGGGGUCCCUGGCUGGCAGGCCCUGUUGACAGCUGUGGGCUUCCGUCUGGACUCUGUGGGCACCGGUAUGCCUUCUGCAGUCUUCUUUCCCACUGCUGAUCCUGGAGACAGACUUCAGCAGUGCAGCACCACUUUACAAUCACUACUGGGUCUGCCGCCGCCAGCUCUCCAGGCUUUGUGCAAACUCAUCACAGCUUCAGAGGCAGGAGAGCAGCUCAUCAAUCGGGCUGUUAAAAAUAUGGUGGCAAUGCUCCACCAGGUGCUCGUGCAACUCCAGACAGGAGAGAAGGAGCAGGAUUUCUCCCUCCUGCCCAUUCAGGUGUCCAUCAGUGUGCAGCUGUGGAGGCUGCCAGGAUGCCAUGAAUUUCUGGCUGCGCUUGGAUUUGACUUAUGCGAGGUUGGCCAAGAAGAAGUGGUGCUGAAGACAGGCAAGAUAGCCAACCGCCGCACCUUGCACUUUGCUCUCCAGUCUCUGCUGGCACUGUUUGACUCCACAGAACUGCCCAAGCGUCUGAGUCUGGAUAGCUCAUCUUCCCUUGAGUCGCUAGCUUCAGCCCAGUCUGUGUCCAACCCUCUUCCCAUGGGAUACUCAAGCCUUCCCUUCUCUCCUCCUUGCCUGGACAGUCAGGCAUCAGAUGCUAUCUCUGUCUAUAGCCUAAGUUCUGUAGCCUCCUCCAUGAGCUUUGUUUCCAAGUCAGAGUGUGAUUUCUUAGGUCAUCGGCAACGCGGUGGGGUCACAGCACACUACUCUAUCCACAAACACCCUCAUGUUCCUCGUAGUCGCUCCUCUCCUCAUGGAGCAGCUGCUGCUGCAGUGGCAGGAGCUCGGGGAGAUGAUGAGGAAUAUGAGGGCUUUUCCAUUAUCAGCAGCGAGCCUCUGGGAAGCCACUGUGACUCUCUGCCCCUGCCACUAGGCCACAGCCAGCGCCACCACCGAGGAGGCAGGGGGGUAGUUGGUGGGUCCAGCACAGGAGCAGGGAGAGGCUACACUGUAUCAGUAUCGUCAAGGGGCAGUGUCAGCACCCCCACUUCCCCUGUUAAAACAUGUCUGGUGGCCAGCCCAAACUCCCCAUUCCAGAAGGUUGGUAAGGUGAGCAGCUCAGAUACAGGUGAAUCUGACCAGUCCAGUACCGAGACGGAUAGUACUGUCAAGUCUCAGGAAGAGAAAAUUGUCCCUAUGGAUCCUCAAGAGCUGGCCCAGAAGAUUCUGGAGGAGACUCAGAGCCAUCUCCGAGCUGUAGGUAGUCUUCAGCGGGCUGGGCCAGAGGGUGCAACGGCUGGAGGAACAUCAGCACGGAGCAGCGCCUUCCGUUCUUCUGAAACUAGUGCAUUCAGCCGUCCUAACAGCAGUGCAAGCGGCAGAGCUCAAUCUUCCCCAAGGCCCAAACCUCCCUCCCGUUCCUCUUCGCUGCAGAAAAUAAGCUCUGGCUACAAUAGCCCUGCAAUCUCUGAGUCUUCCCAAAAGGAGGGCAGCCAUCCAUCACCCACUCUGGACAGCCAUGCACAGUUCAGAUUAAAGUAUCCAAGCUCCCCAUACAGCGGCCACAUCUCUCAUUCCCCGAGUAAUGUGUCUCCCAGUUCUGGUCACCAGUCCCCGGCUGGUAGUGCUCCAUCCCCAGCCCUGUCGUACUCCUCUACAGGCUCUGCCUGCUCUACAUCGGCAGAUAUCCCAGACUUGGACCGGCUAAGAAGAGGAGUCAUUGAUGAAAAAGUCCAAGCUAUCCACAAUCUGAAGACCUUUUGGGCUAAUGCUGCAGCCCAGCAACAUCUAGGUCCUGUCCGAGGCAUCCAUGGGACUCCCGGGCCCCUUGCUUCUGCCAGUAGAGAUGUACUGAGCCUUCUGAACCUCUCUCCACGCCAUUGCUCUCCUAAUGAUACCCAAGACAGCCUGGAGCUGCGAGAGCUGGGGCUGCAAUCACUGGAUAGGGGCAGCAAGAACAAUGGACACCACUGCUCCAACCCUAGAAAAAUGGCCCCAUCACCUACUAUUUCCACAAGCAGUAGCCCUGGUCCUCGUUCUAUCCGACUACCUGCUGGGAAUGGAUACAAGUUUCUGUCGCCUGGAAGAUUUUUCCCUUCCUCUAAAUGCUGAGACAUUUAAAACAGUCCUAUACUUUUAUCUAUCUAUUAUUUACUAUUGUGUGCGAGUAGGGCACUUUUUGAGGGCCACUGUUGGUCCACCAAGCUUGACUGACAAUGAGAAGGAUGUGAUUGGUCAGUGGGUGCGAUUCUGAAGAGGCACAUGAAUGCUUUAGAGAGAGUCAUGUCUUUGUGCCCAUAACACUGUAAAUGGCAAUGAGAAAUACUCAAAGACCUGAUACUGUGUUUGUGUGUAACUGUGUGUCAGGUAGAUGUAAAUGCCAUUCGGUAUUUUUCUUUGCUGUUUGUGUGGGCCAAGAUGCAACAGCUAGGACUGAUUUCCUCCAUUCUAUUUUUGUUUUUAAAUUGAAUAAUUAUUGUUAUUAUUGUUUGUUAUUGUUAUUGUUA
This is a messenger RNA of Cyclopterus lumpus (lumpfish), 7806 nucleotides long. RefSeq names its product tetratricopeptide repeat protein 28-like. Gene Ontology annotation, molecular function: protein binding. The record is from RefSeq and is a predicted model, not a curated record. NCBI's taxonomy places the organism in Eukaryota, Metazoa, Chordata, Actinopteri, Perciformes, Cyclopteridae.